Suillus fuscotomentosus is the source of this 1956-nucleotide messenger RNA. RefSeq lists its product as uncharacterized. The transcript is spliced from 3 exons. NCBI's taxonomy places the organism in Eukaryota, Fungi, Basidiomycota, Agaricomycetes, Boletales, Suillaceae. The coding region runs from base 1 to 1956 and encodes 651 amino acids. The record is from RefSeq and is a predicted model, not a curated record.
AUGUCCGUCAAUCACGCUCCACAGUCUCUACCCUCCUUCGCCCAGGCAUUUAGCACCUCUUCUCUUAGUUCAAUCCCAAAUUCUAAUAACGCGUUACCACCAAUUCAACCAAGAACUCAUCAUACAAUUUCUCCAUCAAGGCAACCUAGCGUAGAACAAUUAAGAAACUCCAGGAAACGUUCAAGAGAAGACGUAGCAAUCCGUCGGGAUAGUACAGAUGACUCUGGCCGUCAGUCACCCAGAGUCCUUAGAAUCAAGGAGGAAGAUGACCCUGAUGAUAGUAUCAUCGAUUCUCCUUCCCCUCCUCAAAUCACUUCUCCUACUGUCAUUCCACCGUCACCAAAGAAACGACGGGUGACUGUGAGUGGUACCACACUCCCUCCCUCAACCACCCCUUCCUCCUCUGAAAUUUCACAUUCAACCCCAAUAACUCCCGUGGUCAUAUCAAUACCAACCGUAGAAGACGUUCACCCGAGGUCUACCAUAAAACAACAGCAGCUCAUCGAACAGCGCAGACCAAGUUUCGCUGCUCCCCCCGCUCCGUGUCCCGUGCUCCCAGCUGCUAUUAAUAAUGGUACUUCUUCUUCUUCCCCCCCGGACGGUUCCCUGGCAGCAUCAAAGCUAAGUCUUCCAAGGUUGGGUAGGCGUAGUCCCAAUACAGCCACCCGUUCAGGUGGAAAUACUCUUCAACCGCUCUCUCUCACCGCAACCCAAAAUCAACCAGAAGUACCUCAGAAAAGCCCUCCUUCAAAUUCCCUACCACCUCCCCCUAUUAGUUUCGCACGUCGUCGCGCAGCUCAGUCCGGUGGUCGCAAAAGAAAACCAGCCGAUAUUGUCAUCAGCCCUCGUGGGACUAACUCUUCUGAUCCGCUCGCACCUGUCAUACAAAGCGCCCCUCCAGUCCCAGAGUUCGGUCGGUUCCCCAUGGCUUUACCACGACUUCCAACCGCUCUAAGCGGAAACCAGACCACGCGAAGAGUAGCCACCAACGUUCCUCCAACACCUACCCGAUUUGGCUUGCAGCACACGAUAGGUCCCUCGGUGAGCGCACCCAAGACGGCGACUACAAGAUCUCCCCCUGCUAUACCAAUCGCCAGUUCACUAGUCCCGCCCACACCUCGCGCCCUUCAACACCCCGGUUACUCUGGAGAUAAAUCUGCAUUUCUAGCGCCUUUCGAAGUCUUUUACGACGCGCUCAAUGAUUCGAAGCAGAUGAAAAACUGGCUGUCUGAGCAGCUUCAAAAAUCAAACGCGCUCCUCCAAUCUCUGCAGAAGGUAGAUGCGGUGGUCGAGGAGUUGGUGGAGAAACGGACGCGGUCGAUGCAGGAGGAGAUGCAGGGUAUGCGUCAGCGCUUGGAUUUGUUGGAGGAGGCACUACGUGCAGUGCGUGCGGAUUCGGUGCGGAAUCAAAGUACGAGCGGCGGCGGUGUUGGGUAUCCGCAGUCAAAGUUCCAACAAAAUGGAACGACGAGUUCGGGUUCGGAACCAUCUUCGUCGUACAGAUUUCCAACCACUGGCACUGAGCAACGCAGACGAGUGUCGCCGCUUAGCUGGGGCACCGAUAAAGACCGGGACCGCGCUGCGUCUCGUUCUCCUGAUACAGACCGUGACCGCAGGAUGUCGUCCUCCGUCGCACGAUUAGACGCCCCGCGUCUCGACCAGGGCCAGUUGCAAUCGCAACCCCAAUCCCAAACACCUUAUUCGCCAUUUGCUCCUUCAUCCAGUCGCUGUGGGCCUGUCGUGCCUGCGGCUAAUCCAAAAGGCACACCGCCGCUACGAUCUCAGGCUGUACCUGGGCCUGAGCGUCCAAAUACGCUUCGCCAACCACAAACAGAUGGUGCGCGGCCACCGGGUAGGAUGUAUUACUCGGGCUCGGGGGUGUUCAAUGGUGGUGGUGGGAGCGGAAGCGGGGAGACGGCGAGGGGCGAGAGUCAUAAAAAUGCGGAGGAGCGCUGA